Molecule: messenger RNA, 2516 nt
Organism: Strongylocentrotus purpuratus (purple sea urchin)
Lineage: Eukaryota; Metazoa; Echinodermata; Echinoidea; Camarodonta; Strongylocentrotidae
Product: microsomal glutathione S-transferase 2
Exons: 6
Coding region: 194-655 (153 amino acids)
Biological process (GO): leukotriene metabolic process
Cellular component (GO): endoplasmic reticulum; nuclear envelope; membrane
Molecular function (GO): enzyme activator activity; glutathione peroxidase activity; glutathione transferase activity
Source: RefSeq, a predicted model, not a curated record
CUGUCUUGUAGGUCCUCUUGAGAGCACCAUGUUUUUACAACUUUCAACUUUUCUGUACCAACCCUGCCCAUCUAUUGAAUGGUUCUCUGCCACUCACUCAUGUAUGAGAUUGUCUACAGAACAGCCAAAUAUGAUGCAGUUUCUUCCUAUAACGUGAUCCUCCACGAUUCAGGGACCUGAAUACUGAACCAAGAUGGCACCUAUUCUGUUAGAAAGCGUGAUUCUACCAGCCGGUGUGUCCUUAAUGCAUGCAUUUCAAUUAACAUCAUUUGCUCGUCAAACUGGCCAAGCAAGGAGAAAGUUUGACGUCCCAUACCCAGCCAUCACAGGAGAUGAGAGGUUCAUGCGAUACUUCAGAGCACAACAGAAUACAAUAGAGUUUGCACCCAUCUUCUACCCCCUCUUAUGGUCUGCUGCCCUCUUCUGUCAUCCAGUCCCAGCAGCCCUUGUUGGACUGGUGUACCUGUAUGGCCGUAGCCAGUACUUCAAGGGAUAUGUCAAGGAGGUCAAAGGAAGACUCUUUGGUUUUGGUGUCUGCGUAAAUGCCUUGAAGCUCCUCAUGGCAAUGUCUGUAGGCGGUAUAGCCCACUUCGCUCUCGUUACCUACGCUGGUGUCGACGUGAAACGGAUGGUCAUGGCCAGACUGAAUUUAUAAUCUGAAACUCAAACUUCACCUUUAACCCGACAGAACAGGCACUACCAAAGGCUGCGAAGUACUUCUGGGUCAUACCUUUAAGUUGGGGCAAAAAUUAUGGCGAUGUCCAUGUAACAUUGGUAUGAGAUCUUGUACUACACAUGAAAGAUAAAUUUAUAUGUAAUGAAAGUGCCCUGCCAGAAUCACAAUGUUAGUUUCAAAUCUUAUCAUUUAUCAAUGUGGAAUUUGAUUUACUACUGGCAAAUGUUUCUGGCUAGAUAUGUACACUAUUUUGAGAUUUAAAAAAAAAGAGGCCUAUAAAUUAUUGCUCCUACUAUGAAUUAAACUGAAAUAUGUGAUUUACUAAAUGACUUCUGAUUAUGAAGAAACAGAUUUUGUUAAUUUUUUGAAAAUUAAUUAUUGAAUAUCCAUGUACAUAAUAUGCUGCGAAGAAUUGAGAAAUAUGUCUAUUUUGUGCCAUUUUUUAAUGUCAAUGCAGUUCUUGUCUAUGCAUUCCUCAAUCCACCAGUUCAAAGUGACAACUCAAAGUGCUAAAAUUGAUAUUUGUGGUGUAUUUUCUUUGGAGAGAUAAUAGUUAUGGCCCCCCCCCCCUUCAUGAAAUUGAAUAAUCAGGUUGGCAUGUGUUUCAAGAGAAGGUUGAGUUCUGGGGAAAAAAAGAUGUGAGCUACCUUCCUUACAUUAAAAAAAAAAAUGUCUACUGAAAUAUGUCCUCAUAUUUGAAAUAAGACGAGUAAUUACCUCCACACUCCAGUUUCUUUCAUGAUGCAAUCGCAUGACCAGAACUCAAUUUUAUCUUUUAUAAACAUUCAUUUAAUGUAUAUAUACUUUAAUUAGAUCUUCAUGAACUGUCAAUUUCAUAUAGAAUGUAUAUGUUGGUACUUGGUAGAAUUUGAUUUUGGUAUCAAACUGGGACACACAACCCCAAUAAUAAGCCAUUCCAGUGACACUGGGCAGACACUUGUACAACCCAUUGAGAUGACUGCUGGUCUGCAUUUAUGUAAUCAUUCAUUAUGUAUACGCAGGUGGAAGUAUUCUUUUCAAGAGGGCAAUAUUCAUGGGGGCCAUUUGUACAAGUGGCUUAUUGACACAUCCAUAUAAGGCAAUGAAAUACUAGAUAUUAGACAGUGAUAUUCCAAUUCCAUCGUAGCAUUUUAUUGUUGGAUCAUGAAGUGUUCUAUUCUACAAAUGUACAAAUGUUUCACAUUCAUUAGAAUUUACACAUUUACAGACACGAGACAUGCAGUGCUUGAAGUUUGAGAUGAAAUCAUAUCCAUUUUUAAUUUGAAAAGCAUCGGACCAAAGAUGUAUUAAUUCUGUAAUGAUAAGAGUUAAAUGUAAUCAUGUAUUUAAUUAUUUGAACCAUGUUUUAUUGUAAUAAGUACAUGUGUAUAAUCAAAGUUAAUUACUGUGAAGUGCAGCAAUAUGAAUUGUUCCAUUCAAAAAUUCAUGUUGAUCUUUAAUGUCAUUUUUGUUCUAUCUGCUAAGCUCUACCCGUAAAAAAAAAACCUCCAAAAGCAAAUGACUUUUGUGACAUCAUGCCAGUCAGCUAGAUGAACAAAAGAAAUUUGUAUGUCCCUUCCCAUCAACUGCCUCAAACAUAGUGCCAAGCAACAACAUGAAGAAAAGGGUUUCAAUCAGCUAUUGUAUGAAAACGUGCAAUAAGGUCUUUUGUUCAUCUAGCCGACAAAAGUCAUUUGCUUUUGGAGGGUUUUUUUGGGGUGGAGCUUAGCAGGUAGAACAAAAGUAAUUAAAAAAUAAUUUAUUUUAUGAUAUGGUGUAUACAAAAGUCAACAUGAAUUUGUAAUCGUACACAAAUGAUUUGCUCGCGCCAUUUUAACUUGAGGGUAAACAAACCCCCGAC